GCUCAAAAUGCACAGCAGCUCCAUGAGAGGAUCCAGUCUUCUAGUAUGGAUGCAAAGUUAGAAGCACUGAAAGACUUAGCCAACUACUCGCGGGAUGUUACAUUUGCCCAAGAAUUUAUAAACCUAGAUGGCAUUUCCCUCCUAACACAAAUGGUUGAAAGUGGCACAGAACGAUAUCAGAAAUUGCAGAAGAUAAUGAAGCCCUGCUUUGGAGAUAUGUUGUCCUUUACACUGACUGCAUUUGUUGAGCUGAUGGAUCAUGGGAUUGUAUCGUGGGAUACAUUCUCUGUGGCAUUCAUUAAAAAGAUAGCAAGCUAUGUGAACAAAUUUGCCUCGGACAUCUCUAUCUUGCAACGGUCGCUAGCAAUCCUGGAAUCGAUGGUGCUUAAUAGCCAUGACCUGUACCAGAAGGUGGCACAGGAGAUCACAAUUGGGCAGCUCAUCCCACAUCUGCAGGGGACGGACCAGGAAAUCCAGACAUAUACCAUAGCAGUAAUAAAUGCACUUUUCCUUAAAGCACCAGAUGACAAGAGACAGGAAAUGGCAAAUAUUCUGGCACAAAAGCAACUUCGCUCCAUCAUCUUAACUCAUGUUAUCAGGGCACAGAGGGCCAUCAAUAACGAAAUGGCACACCAACUUUAUGUUCUUCAAGUACUUACCUUUAACCUGCUGGAAGACAGAAUGAUGACAAAAAUGGAUCCACAGGAUCAGGCCCAACGGGAUAUCAUAUUUGAACUCCGAAGAAUUGCAUUUGAUGCAGAAUCUGAACCCAACAACAGUAGUGGCAGUAUUGAGAAACGCAAAUCUAUGUAUACCCGAGACUACAAAAAACUUGGAUUUAUU
Eurypyga helias (sunbittern) is the source of this 843-nucleotide messenger RNA. Its product is annotated as engulfment and cell motility protein 1. Gene Ontology annotation, cellular component: guanyl-nucleotide exchange factor complex; plasma membrane. Gene Ontology annotation, biological process: actin filament organization; cell motility. Lineage: Eukaryota; Metazoa; Chordata; Aves; Eurypygiformes; Eurypygidae. The record is from RefSeq and is a predicted model, not a curated record. The annotation marks the transcript as partial. The transcript has 8 exons.